This is a messenger RNA of Rhinichthys klamathensis goyatoka, 673 nucleotides long. RefSeq names its product hemoglobin subunit beta-2-like. Gene Ontology annotation, molecular function: organic acid binding; oxygen binding; haptoglobin binding. Bases 109 to 558 code for a protein of 149 amino acids. Gene Ontology annotation, biological process: oxygen transport; hydrogen peroxide catabolic process. Lineage: Eukaryota; Metazoa; Chordata; Actinopteri; Cypriniformes; Leuciscidae. The record is from RefSeq and is a predicted model, not a curated record. Gene Ontology annotation, cellular component: hemoglobin complex; haptoglobin-hemoglobin complex; blood microparticle. The transcript has 3 exons.
UGAGCCCACUUGUAUUGGCGAUGCAACCCGAUGGCAUAAAUUGUGUCGACAAGAGUGGAAAGGUAUGAUUCUUAUUCCCAACGGAGAAGAAAAUCAUAAACUGAAAACAUGGUUGUGUGGACCGACCAGGAGCGUGCCUAUAUCCAGGACAUUUUCAGCAAGCUUAACUAUGAGGACACUGGCCCAAAAGCCUUUAUAUAUUGCAUGGUCUUGGUUGUGUAUCCCUGGACUCAGCGGUACUUCGGAGGUUUUGGAAACCUGUACAGUGCAGAGGCCAUCAAGUCCAAUCCAAUGGUCGCAGCCCACGGAACUGUUGUGCUCCACGGGCUUGACAAAGCCAUGAAGAACAUGGAUGAUAUAAAGAACGCAUACGCCGAUCUGAGCGUUCUGCACUCCGAGAAACUGCAUGUGGAUCCUGACAACUUCAGGCUGCUGGCCGACUGCCUGACAAUCGUGAUUGCAGCGACGAUGGGUUCCUCUUUCACCGCGAACGUGCAGGCUGCCUGGCAGAAGUUCAUCGCUGUUGUCGUCUCUGCUCUGAGCAGACAGUAUCAUUAAAAACUCUCAAUUAUGGGGAAAUUAUUGUAUGUCUCUAAUGCAAUAAAGAGGAAUUGAUACGCACCUGGGCCAUCCGUUUAAACUCAUCAUUAUCCGAAUAUCAUUAAACGGAGAG